Galeopterus variegatus (Sunda flying lemur) is the source of this 1032-nucleotide messenger RNA. RefSeq names its product oxytocin receptor (gene OXTR). The transcript has 2 exons. The coding region runs from base 1 to 1032 and encodes 343 amino acids. Gene Ontology annotation, biological process: regulation of systemic arterial blood pressure by vasopressin; G protein-coupled receptor signaling pathway; positive regulation of vasoconstriction. Lineage: Eukaryota; Metazoa; Chordata; Mammalia; Dermoptera; Cynocephalidae. Gene Ontology annotation, molecular function: oxytocin receptor activity; peptide binding; vasopressin receptor activity. The record is from RefSeq and is a predicted model, not a curated record. Gene Ontology annotation, cellular component: membrane.
AUGGAGGGCGCGCUGGCAGCCAACUGGAGCACCGAGGAGGUCAACGCGAGCGCAGUGUCUCCGGGGGCGGAGGGCAACGGCACCGCCGGGCCGCCGCGGCGCAACGAGGCCCUGGCGCGCGUGGAGGUGGCGGUGCUGUGUGUCAUCCUCUUUCUGGCGCUGAGCGGCAACGUCUGCGUGCUGCUAGCGCUGCGCACCACGCGCCACCAGCACUCGCGCCUCUUCUUCUUCAUGAAGCACCUGAGCAUCGCCGACCUGGUGGUGGCCGUGUUCCAGGUGCUGCCGCAGCUGCUGUGGGACAUCACCUUUCGCUUCUACGGGCCCGACCUGCUGUGCCGCCUGGUCAAGUACCUGCAGGUGGUAGGCAUGUUCGCCUCCACCUACCUGCUGCUGCUCAUGUCGCUCGACCGCUGCCUGGCCAUCUGCCAGCCGCUGCGCUCGCUGAGCCGCCGCACCGACCGCCUGGCCGUGCUCGCCACGUGGCUGGGCUGCCUGGUGGCCAGCGCGCCGCAGGUGCACAUCUUCGCGCUGCGCGAGGUGGCCGACGGCGUCUUCGACUGCUGGGCGGUCUUCAUCCAGCCCUGGGGACCCAAGGCCUACAUCACGUGGAUCACGCUCGCUGUCUACGUCGUACCUGUGAUCGUGCUCGCUGCCUGCUACGGCCUCAUUAGCUUCAAGAUCUGGCAGAACCUGCGGCUCAAGACGGCGGCGGCGGCGGCGGCCCAGGGGCCCGGGGACGCGGCGGCCGGCGCGGCGGCCGGCGGCGGGGCGCGCGCGGCCCUGGCACGUGUCAGCAGUGUCAAGCUCAUCUCUAAGGCCAAGAUCCGCACCGUCAAGAUGACUUUCAUCAUCGUGCUGGCUUUCGUCGUCUGCUGGACGCCGUUCUUCUUCGUGCAGAUGUGGAGCGUCUGGGAUGACAACGCGCCCAAGGAAGGUAGCGCUGGGUGGGGACACGGGAGCGGGGAUGGCGAGGCCGGGCGAGGCCCCAGUCCUGCUGUCCCCGAGCUUCCAGGGUUCCGGGGGCGAGUCUGA